This is a messenger RNA of Rubroshorea leprosula, 480 nucleotides long. Lineage: Eukaryota; Viridiplantae; Streptophyta; Magnoliopsida; Malvales; Dipterocarpaceae. The record is from the annotation of a GenBank genome assembly.
UCUCCAAGCCAUAUUACUGCUUUCUCUAUCUUCUUAGAAACAAACAGUUUGGUGAUUUUCUUUCAAAUUAGUCAUGUUGGAAGGUAAAGCAGUAAUUGGUGAAACAGAUAUGCUUAAGACGAUGCAGCAAGAUGCUCUUGAUUUAGCAGCAAAAGCCCUGGAUUUCUUUGAUGUCACUGAAUCAACUGAUAUAGCUCGCUUCAUAAAGAAGGAAUUUGAUAGAAUGUAUGGUCCUGGCUGGCAGUGCAUCGUGGGAACUGAUUUUGGUUCAUUUGUCACACAUUGCUCUGGCUGCUUCAUCUAUUUUUGCGUUGGCAGCCUUGCAAUUUUGCUCUUCCGGGGUUCUGCUGUUCCUAACGCUGAUCCAGAGGCUGAGGCAGACCAGUUUCCCGCCUUAGAAGCAGUGAAAGCAUAGUAUUUGGUUACAUUUCCUCUCCUCCUGUACUCCACUUAGUAGAUUAGAAUUUAAAAGCAUUCAAU